AUGGGUGAUUUACACGAGUUACUAGUGAAACUGUGGGAGCAGGAAACUGUCCCAACCGAUUGGAACCGCUCCGUCAUGGUCCCAAUUUUCAAAGGAGGCUCACGAUCGGAAUGCGGCAGCCAUAGAGGAAUCAGUCUGAUCUCCAUCGCCUCCAAAUUGCUUGCCUCUGUCAUCUUUCACAGACUGACUGGCACUCGUGAAAGCCAGAUUCGUGAAGAGCAAGCUGGAUUUCGUCGAGGUCGUGGCUGCAUUGACCACAUCUUCACCUUGCGUCAGUUGUUGGAGCACCGCCACAUAUACUGGCGGCCCACCGUUGUCGUGUUCCUCGACAUCAAAGGUGUAUUCGAUUCGGUGGAUAGACAUGCACUUUGGGACUGUCUACUCAGGAAAGGUGUGCCCGAGAAAUAUGUGAAUAUUAUCCGAGCAUUAUACGCGCGUAGCUCGGGCAGAGUGAGGGCUUACGGCAAGUUGUCGUCGCUCUUUAAUAUCUCUAGCGGCGUGAGACAAGGAUGUCCGCUGUCACCUUUCCUCUUCAACUUCGCUGUUGACGAAGUCAUUGAAAUCGCGUUCACAGGACAUGACUUAGAAGGUGUGGAGCUACUACCAGGUGAACGACUUCUUGAUUUAGCGUAUGCUGAUGAUAUUGCCCUGAUCUGUGACAGCUCACAAACGUGCCAAGCGGCACUGGACAGAUUAGCAAUAGCUGUCCGUCACUUCGGGAUUUGCUUCGCACCCUCGAAGUGCAAAGCGUUCCUCUAA
Molecule: messenger RNA, 759 nt
Organism: Dicrocoelium dendriticum
Lineage: Eukaryota; Metazoa; Platyhelminthes; Trematoda; Plagiorchiida; Dicrocoeliidae
Source: the annotation of a GenBank genome assembly